GAGUUAACUAAUGAGCUAGAUACAUUAAACAAAACACUCAAAGAACAGAUAGAUGAGUUAUCCGAAAAAAAUGAGACCAUCCAAAUUGAAUUAGAUGAGAAAACAAGAUUAUAUAAGCAAGUUCAAGACCGGUUAGAUAAAUGUCAGGAGGAAUGUUAUCAAAUAAGAGAAUCUUUGGAAGGGGCUCAUGAAAAUAUUACAGAAGUUGAUUUAGGUGCUGUGCAAGGUCGAACAGCAAUCCAAUUGGAAGCGCAAGCAUUAAAUCGGGCAAAUGGACAAGCUGGUAUAGUCUUGGUUGGGGCACCCCUCUAA
Diversispora eburnea is the source of this 312-nucleotide messenger RNA. The record is from the annotation of a GenBank genome assembly. NCBI's taxonomy places the organism in Eukaryota, Fungi, Glomeromycota, Glomeromycetes, Diversisporales, Diversisporaceae.